AUGCUCAACAACAACUCGGCCACCAAGUCGGGUGUAGCCGCAGGAGUUAAUGGAGGGGACGCGCGAGAAGCUGCAGUUGGCGUCGCUGCUGGACUUGGCACGGAGGACACGGAGAGUGGUAAUACCGAGCGAAGCUGUGCAGACUGUAUCACUGGACUUGUACGCUUCCUCAUCACUACGUGUAAGCAAGUAACGGACACCCCAGGCCCGUUACAGGCAGGGGCCACUAGUUUUGGCCCCGGCCGGCCCGGCCAUUGCCGAACGGCUGAAACCCAGUGCCGAACCCACGUACUGGACGUUUAUUGGCCGAUUGGCAAGAUGGGUCGACCAAGCGAACAAGCUUUCAAGAUGGCUGGUGUAUUUUCGGCAGCAGCAGAACCGGGCGACACGGUGGUAGUAGCUGCUCCAAGGGCAGCAUACCUGUCGGGAUUGUCAAGCAUUUCCAGGCGCGGCGUGACUGCGGACAAGAAGACAUCAGAUUGCACUGGCAGCGCUGGCGAGUUGUCCAGCUGGUCGAUGCACGGAGCCCCUGCACCACGAGUGCCAACGCGGUGGUAUACACCGGGCAAGUUCGAAAACAAGAGCGAGAGACCUUGCUCCUCGGACGGCUUGAUCCGGAUGAAGCGCUCGAAGAUGAGGCCGGUGGUGGCGAUGAUGAUGUCCUGCUUCUACACGAGCGACAAGUCGGACGCGCGUCCGAACAUGUACCACAGCCACGAUAAACUGCUGCUGGCAAGACGUGCCGGAGACAAAUCUCUGCAUGCGAACGAGCCUCAGCGCAACCUCACUUCACCAGCUACAGAGAGCGCGGAGUGUGACAGCGCUUCGGACCCCCAAGAGGACUUAUUGUAUGGUGAUGAAGUCUGUCUGGUAGCCGACGAGAGCCUCUCUGAAGAUUCGGAGGAAGUAGUGAAGCAGCUGCUUCAUGAUAAGAAGGAGUGGGAGAAGCAGCUGAUUCUUCGCCACAACCGCAUGGAAGAGAGCUAG
Messenger RNA from Phytophthora infestans T30-4, 987 nucleotides. RefSeq lists its product as uncharacterized. The transcript is spliced from 8 exons. The record is from RefSeq and is a predicted model, not a curated record. Lineage: Eukaryota; Oomycota; Peronosporomycetes; Peronosporales; Peronosporaceae. The coding region runs from base 1 to 987 and encodes 328 amino acids.